This is a messenger RNA of Penicillium pulvis, 195 nucleotides long. RefSeq lists its product as uncharacterized. The coding region runs from base 1 to 195 and encodes 64 amino acids. Lineage: Eukaryota; Fungi; Ascomycota; Eurotiomycetes; Eurotiales; Aspergillaceae. The record is from RefSeq and is a predicted model, not a curated record. The transcript has a single exon.
AUGGAUGCACCACUUGCAAUCUCAACCGGUAUGCCCGGUCCUACCGUCUCAUCCCCCAUCACCCUCGAUAUUGUCCGUUGCUCCCGCUGUCAACAAUCUCUCAGCGUGGGGACCCAGUCUAGCGGCGCAGUACAGUUCGGCAUGAACUCCUACUAUUGUAAUCGAUGUGCUUCGAAGGUCGGAUUUGUCCGGUGA